AUGGUGUUUGUCCUAGGGAUCGAAGAUACCUUCCGGACCGCUGCCACGGAGGUGAGCUUGCUUGCAGGGAGCGAGGACUUCAACGCCACCAAGCUGUUUGAAGUUGAUACUGAUAGCUGUGAAAGAUGGAUGAGCUGCAAAAGCGAGUUCUUGAAGAAAUACAUGCACAAGGUGGUCAACGAUCUUCCCAGCUGCCCCUGCUCCUACCCCAGAGAGGUGGCGUACAGCACCGCCGAGAUCUACGACCGCACCAAGAGGAAGAACUUCCGCUGGAAGGACGCCAGCGGCCCGAAGGAGAAGCUGGAGAUCUACAAGCCCACGGCGCGGUACUGCAUACGCUCCAUGCUCUCGCUGGAGAGCACCACGCUCGCCGCCCAGCACUGCUGCUACGACGACAACAUGCAGCUGAUCACCAGAGGGAAGGGGGCGGGCACGCCAAACCUGAUCAGCAUCGAGUUCUCGGCAGAACUCCACUACAAAGUGGACAUCCUGCCCUGGAUUAUAUGCAAAGGUGACUGGAGCCGGUACAACGAAGCGCGGCCUCCAAACAACGGGCAGAAGUGUACAGAAAACCCUUCAGACGAAGACUACUACAAGCAAUUUCAAGAAGCACGGGAAUACUGAGGUGUUCCUCCUCUUCAGACACAAAAUAGCACUCGCUUCCUGGACGCCAAGGGAGCGCCAACAGCUGCUGCAUUGUCUCCUUCACAGGGGCUGAUCAGUUUCUUUCUAAUGAAUGUAUAUAGUUGUAAUAUAAUACAUAACUAUUUUU
Merops nubicus (carmine bee-eater) is the source of this 772-nucleotide messenger RNA. RefSeq names its product isthmin-1. The record is from RefSeq and is a predicted model, not a curated record. The transcript is spliced from 2 exons. NCBI's taxonomy places the organism in Eukaryota, Metazoa, Chordata, Aves, Coraciiformes, Meropidae. The coding region runs from base 1 to 624 and encodes 207 amino acids. Gene Ontology annotation, biological process: negative regulation of angiogenesis.